AUGGAUAGUUACGAGCCUUGUUUUUAUUUUGCUAGAGGCUUUUGUAAGAAUGGUGAUAAUUGUAAGUUGCCACAUGGUGUCGGUAUAGCUGAUAAUGUUCCUGUUAAUGGUGCUAGUGUUGGUUCACCUAGUAAAAUGGACCUUCCUUAUCAUCAACAUGAGGACAUGAUGAGAAUGAGAGCAGCUGCUCAUCACCAAAGAUUGGCUGCUGCUCUGUUGAUGGCUGGUGUUUCUUCUCCUUUGCCUUAUGAAAAAAACAUGAAUCUUCUAUUGCAACUACAAAUUAAUGCCAAGAGGUAUGUUAAAGAUUCCCCAUUUGUGCCUACUGGGCCAAGAAGCCUUGAGGAAGGCAUGUGGGUGUGGGUUAUAACUCUUGUCAACUAUUGCUAUUGUACUGCCUUCCAUAGUAAGCAGUUUGGCAUCCUAGACCUGUUUAAGGGUCGGAGUACUAUCAAACCUGAAGUCGAAUACAGCUUGGCCCAACCCAUAAACACCUCUAAUAUGUACAAUGAUGGUUACCCGAGACUGAAGCUCAUUUUGGCCAGAGGAAACCCCCAUUACAUUCAUGAUUCACGUGUGCUUGUUAAGCCCUACAAGGAAAAAGGAAAAGUCCCGGGCAAGAGGCAACACCUGCGACAACAGUUUGAGAGGGGGAACUUUUGUCCAUGUUCAAGCCCUUCAGGGCUUGUACCUAGAGAGCCCUAUGACCUUUGUGUUGGUAGGCAAACAAACAAGCAUUGGUUUUCGCAGGGUUGGGCAAAGAAGUUCUAUAAUGAACCGAAGAUGAUGUUGAAAAGAGAAUUGGAAGAGCAAGCUGAUCUCCAGCAAGCUAUUGAACUGCAAAGAAGCAGGUUCAUGAACUUGCAACUUCCAGACUUCAAGAAUGAUGGUAUUCAUCAUCACCAGCGCAGCCUAUCUGUUCAUGCUUCUGUUUCCUUGCCUGCUUAUUCCCAUGCCAGUCAAAAUGUUCAUCCAUCUGACAGCAUUAGACAAGUAGUCUCAGAAGCUGCUGCUGUUCCCUCAACUAUGAACGCUGCUGAACAGGAAGAAGUGAAUUCAGCUAGUGUUCAAAAAGGUGGAGGAAAUACCCAAGAGUGUUCCUACCGCAAAGUAUUGCAUGAGGGCAGUGUAGAGCAUGCACUUUCUGAUAGCCCUUCUGCUUCGCAUAAAAGUCUACUGAAAAUCGAGUCUCUGAGUUUCCUGCUUUGGCAGAAGCAAUUGAAAGUCCUGCAUUGGGUGCUCUACUUCAUCUUGUGA
Molecule: messenger RNA, 1257 nt
Organism: Durio zibethinus
Lineage: Eukaryota; Viridiplantae; Streptophyta; Magnoliopsida; Malvales; Malvaceae
Source: RefSeq, a predicted model, not a curated record